Molecule: messenger RNA, 249 nt
Organism: Auxenochlorella protothecoides
Lineage: Eukaryota; Viridiplantae; Chlorophyta; Trebouxiophyceae; Chlorellales; Chlorellaceae
Exons: 1
Coding region: 1-249 (82 amino acids)
Source: RefSeq, a predicted model, not a curated record
AUGCGGGCCUCCAGACCCUCCACGGUCCUCAGCAGCAGGGCCUCGCUGGCCUUCAGGCUGGCGGCCUGCGCCUUGAGCGCAGGGCGCUCCGAGGAGGUCCAGCGGGCCAGGGUCUCCUCCCUGCGCCGGGAGCCCUCUGCCAGCAGGGACUGGGCCACGCGACGCAGGCGCGACAGCUCAUCGUCGGUCAUGGCGCAGGCAGUCGGGCGGGUGGGGGGGUGGGGGUUUGGGGGUCGGGUGCCGGGGUGA